CUGCAAGAGCGCCUGCCCGGGAGUGGUUAGAGGAGGCGGGGCUCGGUUCCGUGGGUUGCGUUUGGACCCAAUUCUGGAAAGAAUUGGGGGCAGGCUGAGGAAAGAGGUCGCCUGGUGUUAGAAGCUUCUUACACCUAAGUGAGGAAGCACAGGUCCAGAACAAGCUCUCUUGCCGUGGUUGGAAAGCCAUACUGGUUGGGGUUCUGCGUGCCACCAGGCCUGGUUCGCUAUGGGGGAGGUGGAGAUUUCCGCCCGGGCCUACGGGAAAAUGUGUCUGCACGCAUCUCGGUACCCAUACGCUGCUGUGAACGGAUUGUUGCUGGCUCCCGCGCCGCGGUCGCGGUCGGGAGAAUGCCUCUGCCUCACCGACUGCGUGCCCCUCUUCCACAGCCAUCUGGCCCUGUCGGUCAUGCUGGAGGUCGCGCUCAAUCAGGUGGAUGUGUGGGGCGCACAGGCCGGUCUGGUGGUAGCUGGGUACUACCACGCCAAUGCUGCCUUAGACGACCAGAGCCCUGGGCUUCUGGCCUUGAAAAUCGCCGGGCGAAUUGCAGAAUUCUUCCCUGAUGCGGUGCUUAUUAUGCUGGAUAAUAAGAAAUUGGUGACUCGGCCUCGUGUACCUCCAGUCAUUGUCCUGGAGAACCAGGGUCUUCGAUGGGUGCCUAAGGACAAGAACUUAGUGAUGUGGAGAGACUGGGAAGAGUCCAGACAGAUGGUGGGAGCACUGCUGGAAAGCCAGGCCCACCAUCACCUUGUAGACUUUGACUGCCAUCUUGAUGACAUUCGGCAGGACUGGACCAACCAGCGGCUUAACACUCAAAUCACCCAGUGGGGUGGUCCCACCAGUGGGAAUGCCUGAACCAGAGGGUCAGAGUACAAUAAAGAGAUGGGCUAUCGGGCAA
Phodopus roborovskii (desert hamster) is the source of this 899-nucleotide messenger RNA. RefSeq names its product ER membrane protein complex subunit 9 (gene Emc9). Gene Ontology annotation, cellular component: EMC complex. The coding region runs from base 230 to 856 and encodes 208 amino acids. The record is from RefSeq and is a predicted model, not a curated record. The transcript is spliced from 5 exons. NCBI's taxonomy places the organism in Eukaryota, Metazoa, Chordata, Mammalia, Rodentia, Cricetidae.